This is a messenger RNA of Porites evermanni, 1474 nucleotides long. Lineage: Eukaryota; Metazoa; Cnidaria; Anthozoa; Scleractinia; Poritidae. The record is from the annotation of a GenBank genome assembly.
AUGUAUGAACUUAAAGGUUUACAAAUAACAAAAUAUGACAUAACAACAAGCAACAACGUAAAAGAUAUAUUAAAUAAUACAUCAUUAAAUCAACACAAGUGUUUGAAAAACAACUGGUUUGCAGUAGCUUUUUAUUCCAUCUGUUACUCAAUUAUUUCAUCAUGCAGUUAUUGGAACUCAAAAACUUUAGAUGCAAUCAUUCAAAAUGGCUCUGAGCUUAACAAUGUAAUCAAAAAUGACUAUGAUUCCAAAUCUAUUAAUAUGCCUGAGAAUGUUACAAUUUUUGGUAUGAAAAUAAAAGUAGAUGUUAGUAAAGUAAGUCAUGGGAAAUUAACUAGUUUACCUGAAAACAUGAUAUCUUUAAAGACAUUGAUCUUGAAAAACUACGGGAAAACAGGAUUUUUAAUGUGCAUUUCAAGUUACUGUAUCGCUUGCAUUGACCAACAAAAUACUAAAGAGAAGCAAUUGUUUUCGCUUCUGGCUUAUGAAGAUAGUAUUUCAUCUACAAUGAAACACAUAAAACAGAUUAGUGGUGUAAAUAAACUAAUGGAGGCAAUUCUAAAUAUUGUUCAAAAUAAACAAUGUCAGACUAUGGAGUAUGAUAUACAAUUUAUUCACUGUUCUUCUGAAAUACCAGAAAAUGAAAGGAAAAGAAUUAUAAGAAAACGCAGUAAAAAACAUAUAUAUGACAACUUGGAGCCUGCUGCGAAAAAAAGAACAGCAGAAAAAAAGCAAAAAAGGUACUCAAAAAUGAAUCCUACUAAUAAGAAAGAAUUAUGCUUCAAAUUGACAAAAAAGUAUCACCCUUUAGAUAAUACAAAGAAGAAAGAAUUACUUUGCAAACUCAAACAAAAUUAUCAAUGUAUGAAUGCUGCAAAGAAGAAAGAAUUACUUCGCAAAGCUGCACAAAAAUACAAAACAAUGGAUGUUUCAUUAAAAAAUGAAAUGCUCAGUAACCUUAAAGUAAAAUACCAAUUAAUGGAAAAAGGAACAAAAAACCAUUUAAAGAAUAAAAUCAAAGAAAGAAUGAUGGACAAAGGGACAUCCAUUCAAUCAUGCAUUAAACAAUUCAAAAAAAUAAUAAUAGAAGGCCCUUAUUUUAUAUGUAUUGUCUGUAAUCGAUUACUUUAUAAGAAAUCAGUAAUAAGGUGCAUAACCAGCAAAUACCCUUGUCAAGCAUUUUUUAAAAUUCAACAAUCAUUUGAUGGUAAAGAAUAUAUAUGCCAGACAUGCCAUUCAAAAGUCAUAAAAGGAAAAUUACCAUGUCAGGGUAUUGUGAAUAAUAUGUAUGUUGAUGAAAUACCCUCAGAACUGGCCUCACUAGAAAAAUUAGAACAAAUACUUAUAGCUAAACGUAUUGUAUUUCAGAAGAUUGUUGUCAUACCCAAAGGACAACAGAAAAAAAUUAAAGGUGCAAUAUGUAAUGUACCUGUCGAAUGUGAUCAAACAUGUAAUGAACUCCCCGUCCACCUGA